Penicillium longicatenatum is the source of this 1185-nucleotide messenger RNA. RefSeq lists its product as uncharacterized. The transcript is spliced from 3 exons. The record is from RefSeq and is a predicted model, not a curated record. The coding region runs from base 1 to 1185 and encodes 394 amino acids. NCBI's taxonomy places the organism in Eukaryota, Fungi, Ascomycota, Eurotiomycetes, Eurotiales, Aspergillaceae.
AUGUCUCCUCUAUGCUCAUUGACCCGGUUCCCAACCACCGUCGCACUCUCCCUUGCGACAGCGCUGUGGCCUACAUCAGUCGCGGGAACCAGCAGCGGUGGCGGGGAUGGAUACAGAAUUGGCGACGAAGUCCCAGUAUCCUGCCUCAAUCGAACCCUGGAAGGAGAACAUAUCACAGACAGCCUAGGCAAACUCCAAUACAUCCCCUUCGUAACCUGCAACGAAACAUCCCGCCCUCUAUCCCUCCGCUAUGGCAUCUCAGAAACAAUCACCUGCACCAUUCCUGAACUCUCAGACACGCUCUACCACCUCUUCGAAUUCUACGUCCACUCCGACGUCCCAAUGACCUGUCGCGUGCCUACAUCCCCCCUCUCCUCAACCCCAAACACACUCCAAGACUCCGACCCGGAGUCCAGCGAGAGGGACCCUUUCAUCGCGUUGAGCGAGAAUGGGCCUCCAUUCACCCCCCUCACCAUCGCGUUGCAGGGUACACUCCAGCUCAGCCACCUACACAUCUGGUCAGACAUGAACAUGCUCAUGCACGACGUUCCCUCCGACGCAGCAGCGCAGCCAGAACAGGGGAUUUCCAAGGGAAGCCAAAGCGGACAACCAGGCUACGUUAUCGCCGGAACGGCAUACUCGACGCCCGAGUUCGAAGCCGCGGUUAAGAAUAUCGAGUUAGAGGACGAUGAGAAAGCAGUUGCCGUCGCGCAAGCUGCGCGCGAGCCCUGGACACUGGGACACGGGACGAAAGUGAUUCGUGGCGAGCCGUUCACGUUUUCGUUCCAUGUUGCAUGGUUGGAGGGUGGCGCUGGGGUUGGAUGGCCGGAGCGAUCUAAGACGGAGUCAUUCUUAGGUCUGGGUCCUGCUACUGCUCCGCGGAGCUCGGGGUCUGGCUCAUUCUUCUCGCGCAUGUUUUUCUUUAUUAUGGCUGCUUCCCUUGGUGCUUUGGUUGCUCUUUACUGGGAGCGGAAUGGGCAGAGUUUCCGCGGGAGAGCCGGUUGGCGAGGCGAUGGUAUUUUGGGCGUGCCGUCUACUCGCGGUACGGGUUCCAGUGUGACAUUUGGAAAUGGUGGACGUAUCAAUGGUUAUGGGGGGUACUCUGCUUCUGCUACUGCGGGGGCGAAUGGAAACGGUGCUGGGUAUGGAGGGUAUGGAGGAUUCCCUACUGGCAAGAGGGAUUGA